Molecule: messenger RNA, 3790 nt
Organism: Saccoglossus kowalevskii
Lineage: Eukaryota; Metazoa; Hemichordata; Enteropneusta; Harrimaniidae
Product: sentrin-specific protease 6-like
Biological process (GO): protein desumoylation; proteolysis
Cellular component (GO): cytoplasm; nucleus
Molecular function (GO): SUMO-specific endopeptidase activity
Source: RefSeq, a predicted model, not a curated record
UGAACAAGAAAUAAUUGCAAAAAAUGUAUUAGUCGAACAAACAAAUUGUAAAAUUGGAUGUCGUAAAAUUAUUUUAUUGAUCCCUUGUUUGCAAGAUCAAAAUGGCGCUGGUUGACAACAUUUAGUUAGUGAAGCUUGGAGAAGACAUAAAAACAAAACCCAAAAUGACGUCUCGUUUAAUAGAAGAAUUGGACAGGGCGGAUGAAGAUCCACAGGCAGGUUACGAACCAUCAUAUAGGUACUUUGUUGAGCAAGAAGGCAGUGAUGUUGAGGAGGAUGGUGUAAACCUUCUUUCCUUGAAUCAAGAACACAACUCUGCGACAACGAGUGAUGAUGAUCUUGUUAUGAUGGAGUCGGUUUCUGCCAGUCCUUCUUCUCAAUUGUUUACUGGGGCCACUCAGAAGGACACUAGGGAAAACAGUCCAACAUUAAGGCACUAUCGGAUACCAAAAAAAUCUCGCAGUUUGCCCACAGCUGAUCAGGAUACACACGUAUUCAUUUCUUAUGAAACUGAGAAGAAGCUGAAAAAUUCCACUGUUAAUUUAGAACGCAGUCCGAGUCCAAUUUUUGGUGAAACGAUCAGUCCAGUAGCAACUCGAUUAACAAAAACCACAUCGUCUCGGAACAGGAAUUUGCAGGAAAAGAAACUGAGAGGAAAUUCUACAGGGAUGAACUUAAUAAAUACUUCUGUUUGUAGAAAACCAUUCCCUUCAAUUUCACCAGUUAAAGAGAUAACGAUUCCACUUGUAAAAUGUGAUAGUCCUCAGGGUCUAAAGCAAGUUCAAAGACUUUUAGGAACAUCACCUUCAUCUUUAUCGUCCCCGUCAUCUCACAGAAGCUCUGACUGCAAGACAAAUGGUAGAUUAUGGAAACACACUAGUCCACCUAAAGCAAAGACAGAGUCACGAACUGAAGAAUUACAGAAGAAAUCGCUUGUUGAUGACCAUGAUUCUGAGUUACUGAAAGAAUCAGAAAUAUCACUGCGGGGAGAAAAUGAAGAAGAAGAAGAAGAAAAAGAGACGUACAAAUGUGCAGCAUGCUCCCACUGUGGGAAUAUUUCACGUGACCUUGAACUGUGUGAUUGGUCACGUUGUCGUAGAAAAAUUGAUCCUUGCUGUAUCAAAACAAAAACAAAAAAAUCCAAAGUUUCUACUGUGAAUGCAAAGACUUACUAUGGCGCUCUAUUGAAUGAUAUGUCCAGCCCCCAAGAAGAUGAUGAUGAUGAUAAACUCUUUUCUGUGAAACCUGUUUUAAAAACUUAUGGACGUGCAAAAUGUGAAACACUAAGCGGUAGUCAAUGUACUGAGAAAAGUUACUCAUCUGUUGCAAAACGGAAACGGAAAGUACGUGAAGUGUUAGAACCAGAGUGUGUGACUAUAUCAAGCGGGAGUGAAGAAGAAAAUGAAGCUAUACCGUCUGCAGGAGAAACAACUAUAGAACCAAUCAGCAAUGAUGGUGAUGAUGGUGGUGAAUCAAUACCACAGUGUUAUUCUCCAGCAGAGAGAAUGAAUACCGAAUCAUCCAAUGUAUCCCAUGAUCUUCGGCUUCAUUUUGAUACGUCACCUGUUAGUUUCCGGGAACAGGGUUUGUCUGGUAACACUCCGACAUCAAGAAGUGUAGUAGUAAAAAAGAGGCCUUCAAAGCCAAUACAGCUGAUAGUUACUCAGAGUCCGUCUUCUUCCGCAACUUCUAUUAUUAUUCCAAUGAGGUCUAUUCGAUUUGGAAGUUAUGAGGUUCCAAGUUUCAAACCAGAUGUUAUCUUCACUGAAGAGUCUGUUAUAUUAACAGUUACAAUUGAUGGUCGUGACAUAACAUUUACUAUUAAUGGUGAAGAUAUGACUAGAUUUGAAAUUCAUACAAAAACACCAGCUGCCUUAAUGAAUAUAAUUACAACUCCACGUGUUGGUAAUCUCAUCCGAGAUAGAUGUAAUAUGAAGCACAAAUCAAUGGGAUGGUUUGAUCCUGGCAGUAUGGUGGAAUCUGAAAAGAGAAUAUUAAUGAUAGCUUUCAAAGAUCCUCUAGACCUGUACACUUUUGCUACACUAUCAAAAAUAUUUAGAAAUAUAGGAAUUUCAAAUAAUAUAGAUGGUUUCUUUGUUCAGCUUACUAAAGACGAAUCUAAUGACCUGCUGGUGCUUUGUAGAGAUCACAGUUCAGCAAUAAAGUCACAAAAAACGAACACAACUCUGCAGACUACUAGAUACCAAAGUUUUGAGGCUAGUGACGCAGUUGAGUUGGAUGAUCACAGUGUAUUUAGUGAGCGUAUUGUAAAAUUAUGUUCAUAUCCUCCACCACCGUGUACAGGAGCUAUUACAAUUACAAAUGAAGAUCUAUUCUGUCUCAGAGAAGGAGAAUUUCUUAAUGAUGUAAUCAUAGAUUUCUAUUUGAAGUACUUGACACUUAAUGUGUUGAGUGAAGCUGACAGAAAACGCACAUACAUGUUCAGUUCUUUCUUUUACAAGCGGCUUACUCAGAGAGUCAAAAGGAUAGUUGAUUCUUCAGUUACCAUGACACUGGAGCAGAGAAGGCAUGAGCGAGUCAAGACUUGGACCAGACAUGUGGACAUUUUUGAAAAGGAUUUCAUUAUUGUUCCAAUCAAUGAAAGUGCCCAUUGGUUUCUUGCUUUCAUCUGUUUUCCAAGUAAAGCCACUGUGCCAAAUGAUGAUGCCGAUGAUGACGAUGAUAAUAAAAGCAGUAGUGGAAAUGUUGAGAGUUCUGGAGAUAAUGCUGACCAAAAGUCUGAAAACCCCCAGCUUUCAGUUUUUCUUCAGAGUGAUAAACCUGAUGAUUGCAGUGACAUGGAGAGUAUGGAUUCUAGUAGUCAAAAUGGAGACAAGAGUAUGAUGGAGAGUGAUAACAGCAAUGCAGAAAGUGAUAAGUUUAAUCUGAAACAGGAGAAUAUGGAUGCUGGUGAUAACACAGCAGAAGAUACAGAUGAGAAAACAGAUUCCACUACUCCAAACUCUUGGAAACAGUAUCAAAGACCCUGUGUACUGGUAAUGGAUUCAUUGAUGGGUGCUUCUCGUAAUCACACAGUCAGACAACUCAAAGAUUAUUUAGUUGUAGAAUGGGAAAACAGGAAAGGCAAGAGUAGAGUGUUCAAACGGGAGAAUAUAAGAGGAUCUGUCGUCAAAGUACCACAGCAGAAUAACUUCAGUGAUUGUGGCGUUUUUCUCUUGCAUUAUGUGGAGAUGUUUUUCAAGAAACCUUUGCAAAGUUUUUCUCUGCCAAUAAGCACACUGAAAGAAUGGUUUGAUGGUGAAGAGAUACCAGAGAAGAGGAAAUUCAUUGCAAAGCUUAUAACUCAACUUCAAACAGACCAAAAAACUGCCAAAAAAACAAUAUGAAUUGAAUUUAGACUGGCUGACUUUUUUGUGUUUGAAGUCAAGUGUACUACAAGCUGAAUUGAACAGUGUAAUUAAACUUGUUUUGACAAACAUGUUUAGUUGAAUAUUAACUAUAUUCGUUACCAAAACAACUGUCAAAAUGCUGACAUAUACCAUUGCUUAUCAAGAUAAUAUUAAAGGAGUGACCAUGAUCACUGUCUCAUGAAAUGCCUCUGCUAAUCAAGUUAAAGAAACAUCGUCUGAGAUCAACAAUCUUCAUUAAACCAUGUUAUGUGUUCAAGCUAUGUCUGGCGGAAGAAGUUUGCAAACAUUUUUAUAUUAAAGAGAGCACAUUAUUGCUUCAUGCAAAGACUUUAUUCUUUCAUUGUGUGUUUCUUAUACACUAGUAUGCAAUCAUUUUGUGUCAUAUUCAUCAUUAAAAAACUGCUCAUAUCAGAAAUGUU